AACACGAAAGCAUCUCAUAAAUCCAGACUGUAGUACCAGAAAUCAGAGCACUCUCUCAAAUCACAAUACUCUUCCUCAGAUCAAUCUCUAGGGUUUCGUAUCAGCCAACAUGUUUCUCACAAGAACUGAGUAUGACAGAGGAGUUAACACUUUCUCCCCGGAAGGGAGGCUGUUUCAAGUUGAAUAUGCCAUUGAGGCUAUUAAGCUGGGUUCAACUGCCAUUGGGUUGAAGACAAAAGAAGGUGUUGUGCUUGCUGUGGAGAAGCGUAUCACUUCGCCUUUGCUGGAACCCAGCAGUGUGGAGAAAAUUAUGGAAAUUGAUGCCCAUAUCGGAUGUGCCAUGAGUGGAUUGAUUGCUGAUGCUCGUACACUUGUUGAACAUGCACGAGUUGAAACUCAGAACCACAGGUUCUCCUAUGGUGAACCAAUGACUGUGGAGUCUACAACACAAGCUCUUUGUGAUCUGGCGCUACGAUUUGGUGAAGGUGAUGAAGAGUCCAUGUCUCGGCCAUUUGGGGUUUCUCUUCUUAUUGCAGGUCAUGAUGAGCAUGGGCCCAGCUUGUACUACACUGAUCCAUCUGGCACAUUUUGGCAAUGCAAUGCAAAAGCUAUAGGGUCGGGUUCAGAAGGUGCAGACAGUUCUCUGCAAGAGCAAUACAGCAAGGACUUGACUCUUAAAGAAGCCGAAACUAUUGCUCUCUCCAUUCUUAAGCAAGUCAUGGAGGAAAAGGUGACUCCCAAUAAUGUUGAUAUUGCAAAGGUUUCUCCCACAUACCAUCUAUAUACCCCUUCUGAGGUGGAGGAGGUCAUCAGUCGCCUGUGAAUCAUCUCGACUUGAAUCUGUUCUUGGCACUGUACUUGUUGUUUGGAGGAGAGUCAUUAAUUGCCCAUAAGGAUAUUUGGAUUUGUUUCCUGUUGGUGAUUUCAAUGCUAAACUUAAACCCUCUCCUGUGGCCUAAAUGAAAUAUUGGAACCUAAUGAAAAUUUCAUCUGAACUGAGGAAAGUUUAUUUU
Messenger RNA from Fragaria vesca subsp. vesca, 1013 nucleotides. RefSeq names its product proteasome subunit alpha type-5-like. Gene Ontology annotation, biological process: proteasome-mediated ubiquitin-dependent protein catabolic process. Lineage: Eukaryota; Viridiplantae; Streptophyta; Magnoliopsida; Rosales; Rosaceae. Bases 110 to 823 code for a protein of 237 amino acids. The transcript is spliced from 10 exons. The record is from RefSeq and is a predicted model, not a curated record. Gene Ontology annotation, cellular component: proteasome core complex; proteasome core complex, alpha-subunit complex; nucleus.